This is a messenger RNA of Panicum hallii, 895 nucleotides long. Its product is annotated as N-alpha-acetyltransferase 50. The transcript is spliced from 3 exons. Gene Ontology annotation, biological process: mitotic sister chromatid cohesion. Bases 178 to 717 code for a protein of 179 amino acids. Lineage: Eukaryota; Viridiplantae; Streptophyta; Magnoliopsida; Poales; Poaceae. The record is from RefSeq and is a predicted model, not a curated record. Gene Ontology annotation, cellular component: cytoplasm; NatA complex. Gene Ontology annotation, molecular function: N-acetyltransferase activity.
AAAGAGAGCCGGAAGAAGGGUUUUUGGCUGGGAGACCAACCGCACCAGAGGGAAGGUCAGCCAGACACCGCCGCCGCCUUGCUCGCGCCGCACGCAAGUCUCAAACUCCGACGAGAGAGAGAGCGCGGCCAAGGAAGAAAGAGGACAGGUGCCUUACGGGAAGGAGGGAGUGCGAGGAUGGGCGCGGGGGACGGGGAGGCCGCCACGAGCAAGGAGAAGGGCGGCGGCGGCGGCGGCGCCGAGCGGACGUCGCUGGACGGCGUGCGGGACAAGAACGUGAUGCAGCUCAAAAAGCUCAACACGGCGCUCUUCCCCGUCCGCUACAACGACAAGUACUACCAGGACACCAUCGCAUCCAAGGACUUCUCCAAGCUCGCUUACUACAGCGAUAUAUGCGUCGGUGCAAUAGCGUGUCGCCUGGAGAAGAAGGAAGGAGGGGCGGUCCGAGUUUACAUCAUGACCUUGGGUGUAUUGGCACCGUACCGUGGCCUUGGUAUCGGGACGAAGUUGCUGAACCAUGUUUUUGAUCUCUCUGCAAAGCAGAACAUCUCUGAGAUAUACUUGCAUGUUCAGACAAACAACGACGACGCCAUCUCUUUCUACAAGAAGUUUGGGUUCGAAAUAACACAGACGAUACAUAACUACUACAUGAACAUAACGCCACCAGAUUGCUAUGUCCUUACGAAAUUUAUUGGACAGGCUGCUACAAAGAAAUGAUCAGCCGCCUGCCCAUCUUUUGUAAGACCAUGACCACCUGAGUUACGGCGGAAGGUAGUUGUGGUUCUGUCACAGUUUGUGCUGUGUUUCCAUUUUUGUGAGCUUUAACGCUAUGGACGCCUGGGUAGCUUUGCUACAGAACUGAGACUAUCAUUUACAUUGAGACUGAUCUUUUUUA